AUGAAGUUCUUCAACGUUGUCCUUGUGGCUACUCUUGCUGUGUUCGCCAAUGCUGCUGCUGUGCCCAACCCCGAAGCUGCUUUGACCAACCCUCUUGAAAAGCGCUGCAAAUCAACUCGCAGUCUUUGCACGCUCUCUAGUCAGUGCUGCAACGGUGCGUGUGUCGGUGGUACUACUAUCAACAAGUUCGUCAAGUACUGCAAUUGA
Messenger RNA from Penicillium concentricum, 207 nucleotides. RefSeq lists its product as uncharacterized. The transcript is spliced from 2 exons. The record is from RefSeq and is a predicted model, not a curated record. NCBI's taxonomy places the organism in Eukaryota, Fungi, Ascomycota, Eurotiomycetes, Eurotiales, Aspergillaceae. Bases 1 to 207 code for a protein of 68 amino acids.